UUGGUUUGAGCUGUCUGUAAUGAGGCUGAGUGAUUUAUCCACCCGCCGGCGAAGUUCUGCUGCUCUGGGAAAAACUUCUCCAGUGAUGAUUCCUGCUCGAUUCUGAUCCUCUGAAUCUACAGGACUUCUCCACACCUUCUCCAUCAUCUCCACACCUUCUCCACACCUGUGUCACUACCCCUCCAUGCCCCGCGGUGCUGCAUGAGUCCCGUACCGGCCACUGUUGGGAUGAAGGAGCUGCUGGAGGAGAUGCCUGACUCCGGGUUCGGGUGCGCCGUGGCGAACCGCUUCGGGAAGCUUCUGGAUGAUGAGUCGGAUCCGUUCGACCUGCUGUACCAGGCCCAGGCGCAGCAGGAGCGGAAAAAGAAGAAAGAGGAGCUGAAGAAGCCCCAAGCUGCUCCCAGCAGAGCCGGGAAGAAGGAGUCUCAGCGGGAGAGGAAGGCUCCGACUCCGACUCCGGCUUCGGCUCCGGCCCGACCUGCUGCCGGGGAGAGGGAGAGCGCCGCCGGGGCGCGGAGUGUAGCAGGUCAGAAGCGUACAGUUCGUGGUCCAGCUGAAGAGAGGGUGGAGAGACGCGUGGCCUUCAAUGAACCCAGGUUCAACGAGGGCAACGAUUCCCUCGGGUACUCCAUUGAGAGGCCCUCAGAGCCGUAUGACAGAGCUUAUCGAGGGAGAGGAGGUGGAAGGGGGCGUGGUGCUCGAGGUGGUGUAUAUUCCAGGUCUGCUGAUGGCUUCGAUCCAAGGGGGAAGAGGGAGUUUGAGCGCCACAGUGGCAGUGACCGAGCGAAUGUUCGUCCUGAGGAGAAGAGGGGAGGCAGUGGCCCUCGCAACUGGGGGUCCAUGAGAGACCAUGUGAAUGCAGUGGCUGACGUGACUCCUGAUGUGACUGAGGAAGUUGGUGAAGGCGAAGAAGCAGCAGAUGCAGCAGAUACUGAUGCAGAAAACCAGCCUCUUGAAACUGAAGAAGUAAUUGAGGUUGCCAUAGAGAUGUCUCUGGAUGAAUGGAAGGCUCUGCAGGAACAAAGUCGACCCAAGGCGGAGUUCAACAUCCGGAAGGCAGAGACCAAGGUCCCCUCAAAGGCUGUGGUGAUCCACAAGUCUAAGCGUGCUAAGGAGAAUGCAAAUGAUUUGAGCGAGGAUGAUGCGAGCUUUCGGCGCCCUGCUAACGACAUCACCUUCCAAUUAGAGAUCAACUUUGGCAGUCUGGGACGGCCGGCUCGAGGGGGUAGAGGAGGAGCGCGAGGGGGCCGGGGUCGUGGGGCGGCUGCUCCUCCCCAAAGAUCACCUGAAAAGUUGCUUGGCACGGCUCCAAACCCAGAUGACCCUGAGGAUUUCCCUGCGCUGGCCUAAUGCAGCUGCUGCAGAAAGGGCCCCCUGGAUCUAAGCUAUGGUGCCAAACCGGCAGAAGUACUGAUUGCCUUGCUCUGUUCUGGGUGAAUCAAACUGCACUUGAUGUAAAAAGAAGAAUGUAAGAUUUAAGCUGUUUGUUCGCUUAUUCUCUGUGGGCUGCCUUUUUUUCAGACGCAACUGCAAUUGUUACCUUUUGGGUAGGCCCCUUUUUCAGUGUGACUCUUCGUGUAGUUUUCACAUGAAAAUAAAUCAAGCAAAUACA
Messenger RNA from Astyanax mexicanus (Mexican tetra), 1612 nucleotides. RefSeq names its product IHABP4_N and HABP4_PAI-RBP1 domain-containing protein. Gene Ontology annotation, molecular function: RNA binding. Gene Ontology annotation, biological process: positive regulation of RNA splicing; positive regulation of translational initiation. NCBI's taxonomy places the organism in Eukaryota, Metazoa, Chordata, Actinopteri, Characiformes, Acestrorhamphidae. The record is from RefSeq and is a predicted model, not a curated record. The transcript is spliced from 8 exons. The coding region runs from base 202 to 1350 and encodes 382 amino acids. Gene Ontology annotation, cellular component: cytoplasm; nucleus.